UAUUAUAUAGUUUUUAAAUAUUGUCAAAAAUACAAGAGUUAAUAAUAUAUAAAGUUGAAUAAAGUAGGAAUGAAUAUUACUACAAUUUAUAAAUUAUUAUUUUUUAAGACUUGUAAACUGUAGUAAUGUAGAAGCAAGGAAGCAUUGAAGCUUCCUCCUCAUUCCCACAAAUACAAUCACAACCAACAAUUUUCUCUUACUUAACUCUCUCUUAAGCUAAGCCGACAUGUAAAAUUAAUCUCUGUAAUCUAUAUAAUCUCUCUAUAUAUAAAGUUAUUCAUCAAAACAUGUAAAUUAAACCCUGGGUUAUCUUUUAAUUCUUUCUAAUUCCAUCUUGUAAAUUUGCAUCUGGGUUUUAUCAAAUCAUCUGAAUUUGUAAAUCAAAUCUGCUAUGAAGUUGCAUGUUGGAUUGAAUCACCAAUUGAUUUCAUAAAACAAUAAAGAAUAUCGGGAGAUCAUCAUAGAAAAAAGCUUGAUUCUUUAUACUACCAUUUCCGAUGGAAGCUCGUUCAGAUUUAGAAGCCCCUCAUGUUCUCAGUUGGUUGAUGGGUGUUGCUUGCCAGCAGUUUAAUUUCUGCCUUGUCUUAUGGAGUUGCUUCGAUGGCCAUGGUCUUUAUCAACAAGGCAAUCCUCAUGGAAUACUCGUACUCCAUGACACUUCUCAUCGUCCAGCAAAUAGCGACUGCUGUGCUUAUUCACGUUGGUCGGGUGAUGGGAUACACAAAGGCCAAGGCUUUGAGCAUGGAUACUGCUAAGAAGCUUAUUUGGGUGUCACUUUUCUAUAAUGCCAAUGUAGCCUUUGCUUUAGCAAGCUUGAAAGGAGUUAACAUUCCCAUGUACAUUGCUAUCAAAAGACUUACACCACUUGCUGUACUGGUUGCUGGACUCUUUUCAGGAAAGAAACAACCUUCGAGACAGGUCAGUCUUUCAGUGAUCCUAACAGCUACUGGGGUUAUUAUCGCAGCACUUGGAGAUUUUUCCUUCGACAUUUUCGGUUACAGCUUGGCACUGACUUCUGUCUUUUUUCAGACCAUGUACCUAGUGUUAGUUGAGAAGUCUGGUGCAGAGGAUGGGUUUUCGUCCGUGGAGAUAAUGUUCUAUAAUAGUUUUUUAUCUCUUCCCUUUCUUCUAUUGAUCGUUGUUGCAACAAGAGAAAUUCCUGAUUCGCUAUCGCUGUUAUUUGCCAAGAGUUCUUCACUAUCAUUUUUAGUGAUCUUCGCUGCAUCUCUAAUCAUGGGCAUUGCUCUCAACUUCACCAUGUUCUUGUGUACGAUCGUCAAUUCAGCUCUAACGACGACUAUUGUUGGAGUUCUGAAAGGUGUUGGCUCCACGACACUGGGAUUCGUGUUGCUCGGAGGAGUAGAAGUACACGCUUUGAAUGUGAGUGGAUUAGUGAUCAACACAGCAGGAGGUGUGUGGUAUUCUUAUGCAAAAUACCAGGAGAAGAAAAGGAAGCUACCUAAGACGCCUCUUCAUGAUGUGAAAAUAACAGUUUUUGGCUCAUAAAUUUCUUUUUCAUUACUCCGAUCAUAUGUCUUUGCCCUUUGUGCGUAAGCAAGUGAUGGCAUCCAUUAAUCUUAAAUUUAUUAUUUUAUACUUGUUUCAUACAAAGCUCAAAGCUGCGGUAAUCCUACAUUCAUUCUUUUGAAGAUUAAAAUGGAAUUCCAUUAAGCAGUAACCCAUCCACUCAAAUAUGAACUGUAACAAAACACUUUUCAUGUUCAGAGCAUCUACAUCAACACCAAAGUCUCCUGUUACAAUCUUCUUUUUUUAUUUGUAAAAUCAAUUUUAUUGAUGCAUUUAUUACAAUUUUGGAUCCUAAUAUGUUCAUUUAUGUAGCGAUGAUGAACAUUUUAGCAAACUGCUUGAUUUUUUGAAGGUUUAGAAAGGGAUGAGGCGUUUGAUUAGAUUAGGGUAGGGACACAAUGUGUAGUGAGACCAGGAAGGUUGUUUAUAAUAAAACUAACUUAAGAAAAGAAUAACAUAUUAAGUGAUUUCCCACGCCUCCCAUUAUAACAUAACCAUUCAAUACAAUUCUUUACUAUAACAAUUUAGCAUAUAUUUUUCUAAUAAUUAAACUACCUUCUUGUUAAUAUUUGAAAUGUGAGAGAUAUACACACACAAAGAAGGAAACAAAAACUCUCAUAUAUUGAUCAUGAAGCUAAUGACACUCACUAACUAACUAAGUAACUGCAAUAAAGGAUUAACUUGUGGUUAACCAUUACAAUCUUGAGUGCCAACACCCCCGCAGGCUACAACCCCAAGCUUGAACAAGAAUAUGAUCUACAUUCUACAAUCAUUGAAGCAAAUCUGUGUCUGAAUCCGAGGUUUUCUUGCUAGAGUCGCAUACAUUUGGCAGUGACACCAUCCAAAUACUUCGUAUGGACCUCACUACUAUAAAGCUACAAUCAAAUAGAAACUCAUAACUUGAAAAUCCAAAUAGACUCUUUAUAUGAAAUCAAUGAGCAAAUCCUUAACACCCUUUCUUAGAUUGAUAUCAGAUUAACUUGGAUGAAUAGAGCAGUAUCAUCAAACCCAAAACAAUCAAAACCCAUCAAAGAAAAAACAAAACAAAACGAAUUCAAUAGCACCAAAUGAUCUCAAUCAACUGAAAUCAACAGUAACCAUCAAAUGGAAACCCUAAGAAUCUCUUUAAAUUUCUGGAUACGAGAAUCAUCAAAGAUCCGGUAGCACCCACUGAGCCAAGUCACAAGGACGUCGUACUCGAAACUCACAAAUUUACGACGCAAUGGCGCGCCCAAUUCAUCUCUGACAUAGCCAUGACACCAAACCAUUUCCAAGAAGAGAGAAAUACUUACUAAUCACUAUCUACUGGCACUGAGAAUCAUGUGAUUAGGAACCUGACCACCUGUGUGGAUGAUCUUCACCCUACAUAGGUCAGACAAAGACCUAACAAAAUCACUCA
Messenger RNA from Amaranthus tricolor (Joseph's coat), 2926 nucleotides. RefSeq names its product UDP-galactose/UDP-glucose transporter 7. The transcript is spliced from 7 exons. Gene Ontology annotation, cellular component: Golgi apparatus. Gene Ontology annotation, molecular function: UDP-galactose transmembrane transporter activity; UDP-glucose transmembrane transporter activity; antiporter activity. Bases 601 to 1506 code for a protein of 301 amino acids. Lineage: Eukaryota; Viridiplantae; Streptophyta; Magnoliopsida; Caryophyllales; Amaranthaceae. The record is from RefSeq and is a predicted model, not a curated record.